UUGAUUGCAAUCUCUCUUCUCUCAAGACCAUUUGCAUCCUAAAUUAUGAGAUAUUACAAAGAAAUUAGAAUUUUUAUAUUACAAAUAAAUUAGAAUUUUUUUUUGUUUGCUAAUUAUUUAGCCCCUUUUGUCAUUUGAAUUUUUUGUGGGUUUCUCCAUAUCCAAUCUAUUCCCCUGCCCAUCAUUUGUUAAAUUCUUGGAUUAUUUUUCUUUCAGUUUUCUUCGUUUUAGUUUCUAAUGUCCGUCGUCUUCCUCGUUGAAUUCCUCAAAAAAUUAAAUUUUGUUGAGGAAAUUUAAGAAAUUAGCGGCUUUUUGGUGCUAAUUAUUUGUAUCUCUAUUCCUAUUUGUGUUUUGAUUCUGGGGUUCUCCUGUCCAAUCUAUGUCCCUUCAUAAAGUAUAAUCCUCGUUGAAUUCCUCAAAAUUUUAAAAUUUUGUUCAAGAACUUUGUCCUUCACCUUCUUCCUUUUACAGUUUAACCCCCUCUAAAAAAAAAUCACAAAUUGCCUUUGCCCCCCCAUCAAAUAGUUCAUCUCAAUGCAGCUUUUGAUUAAUGUCAUCGAGGCCUGUGGCCUUCAAGCUCUUGAUCCUGAGCAAUUAUGCAGUCCUCAUGUGAAAUUGCGCCUCGGCAGACAUAAGUUAAAAACUCAGGUUAUAAAGAAAACCCUGAAUCCGAAAUGGGAUGAGGAGUUCAAUUUCUGGGUGGGAGAUCUUCAACCUAAAGAGAAGCUCAUUGUGUCUGUGAUGGAUGUCAAUAAUGGCAAGUUUCUGGGAGAAUUGGAGAUUCCGUUGUCGAAAGUCUUGGAAACCGAUAAUUUGUCCCUUGGAACUUCUUGGUAUGAGCUGAAGCCGAAGAGGAAGCCAUCAAAGAAUAGAGUACGUGGAGAAAUUUGUCUAAGCAUAUCUUUGUUACAUGGUAAUUCUUCUCAAACAAUAGCAAGUUGUUCUAGUACCUCUGCAGAUGAGCUUACAUUAAAUUUGGAUAAAUCUUCUGAACGUAUGGAAGGAACUUUUUCCUCAUUCUCCACUAUCAGUGAACAGUCAUCUACAUUCUCGGACGUUGAAGGUAAUAAACCUGAUAAUGAAGAAAAGCCAACUCCAGCUGUCGGCCAUGUACACCAAAUUUUAAUUGGAACUAGGCCUUCACCGGCUACUAUUGAUGACAUUGAAACAUCAAAAGAAUUAAUUGACAACACAUUAGCAAAUACUAAAUCUUGUGAGAAGCAAAGUAAUAGCGAAUGCUCAAAUGUGUCAUUUGAUGAAUUGGUAAAAGUCAUGGAAUCAAAAGGGCAAGGAGGUGAAAUGCCUAAGAACUUACCCGGUGGAGUGCUUGUUGACAAAUGCUAUGCAAUUUCACCAGGGCAAAUGAACUCUCUUCUCUUUUCACCCACUUCAGAGUUUUGUCAAAAACUUCCAGAGCUCCAGGGGACUACCGAUGUGCAAAUUGAGGCUUGGGGACAUGAAGUUAAAGGAGAAAAUUUGAGAAGAGUGAUUACCUACGUAAAGGCUGCAACAAAAAUGGUUAAGGCAAUGAAAGCUACAGAUGAGCAGAUAUAUUUGAAAGCUGAUGGAAAAUCAUAUGCAGUUUUAGCCAGCGUGAGCACUCCUGAUGCUCCUUUUGGUAGCUAUUUUAAGACAGAGAUCCUCUACUGUAUGACACCGGGACCUGAAUUGCCGUCAGAAGAUCCAUCAUGUCAUCUGAUAAUUUCCUGGCGCAUGAAUUUUCUUCAAAGUACAAUGAUGAAGAGUAUGAUUGAAAAUGGAGCAAAGCAAGGCCUUACAGAAAGUUUCACAUUGAUCACUGACAAGCUCUCGCAAUAUGCUAAACCAGUUGACUUGGAAAGCACUGGUUCCAACAAAGAGCAAAUAUUAGCUUCAUUGCAGACUGAGGAGGAGUCACCUUGGAAGCUGUCAUUUCAAACAUUUGGAGAUGUCAGUUUCGUUUUCUUUACUAUCAUAGUACUGUAUAUUCUUAUACACAUCAUUGUAGCCAAAACUAGUCCGGGGCUUGAGUUUUUUGGCCUAGAUUUGCCUGACUCAUUUGGGGAAAUUGUGGUGUGCGGCCUUUUAAUUUUCCAAGGACAACAUGUUUGGAACAAAAUAGGACGCUUCUUCCAUGCCAGGAAGCAAGGAGGCAAGGACCAUGGAGUCAAAGCACAAGGGGAUGGUUGGGUGUUAACUGUAGCCUUGAUUGAGGGAAGUAACAUACCAACAAGAGGUCAAUCAGCGUCCUCUUCUCCAUAUGUAGUUUUUACCUGCAACGGUAAAACAAAAACCAGCUCAAUCAAGUUCCAAACAGCAAAUCCUCAGUGGAAUGAAGUAUUUGAAUUUGAUGCCACAUGUGAUCCUCCAUCGAGGAUGGAAGUGACAGUUUAUGAUUUUGAUGGGCCUUUUGAUGAAGCAAUUCCUCUUGGUUAUUCUGAAGUCAACUUUGUGAAAUCCAAUUUAUCAGACCUUGCCAACGUGUGGGUUCCUCUUCAAGGAAAGUGUAUACAAGCAAGCAAGUGUGAGUUGCAUUUAAGGAUAUUUUUGGAUAACACGCGAGGGAAUGAAGUUGUCAUAGAGUAUCUUACAAAGAUGGGAAGAGAAGUGGGGAAGAAGAUAAACCUGCGGUCACCUCAACAAAAUGCAGCAUUUCAGAAACUAUUUGAGCUCCCACCAGAAGAAUUUCUCAUCAGUGACUAUACUUGUUACUUAAAGCGUAAAAUGCCUUUGCAGGGUCGCCUCUUUCUAUCUCCAAGAAUUAUUGGUUUUCAUGCGAAUCUGUUUGGUCACAGGACUAAGUUUUUCUUUCUGUGGGAAGACAUAAAAGAUAUUCAACACAUAGCACCGUCUUUUGCAUCUGGUUGCAGUCCCUCUCUGAUGAUCAUCCUCUGCAAGGGUAGAGGGGAAGAAGCUAGGCAUGGAGCAAAGUCUGUAGAUAGGAAAGGCAGAUUAAAGUUCCGCUUCCAGACAUUUGUUUACUUCAAUGGUGCUUAUAGGACUAUCAAGGCUUUAUGGAAGGCAAGGUUGUUGAGCCCCGAACAAAAGAUGCAAAUUGUGGAAGAAUCUGAUAUAGGAAGCCUACAAAAUGAAGAAAGUGGGUCUUCCUUAGGGGCAGAAAAUGCCAACAUGUCAGAAAUUUUCUCCUUAUCACUUCCUGUAUCGGCGAAAUCAUUGAUGGAGAUAUUCGAAGGAGGCUCUUUGGAACAUAAACUAAUGAAGAGCAUAGGUUUCUUGGACUACUCACCAGCACCGUGGCAAGCCAUCGAGGCCCAUGUAUAUCAGCGACAAGUUAGUUAUAGACUUGACAAGAGUGUGAUUGGUUAUAAAGGGGAAGUGAACUCCACGCAACAAAGAUCUUGCUCAGCUAACGGAAACAAAUGGGUUCUGGAAGAUACGCUUCAACUGAAACAUCAGGUACAAAGUCUCUCCUUGAAACCGACAACAUGCAGUGUUCAUGUAUUCUUAGGUGUUUCUUGGCUGAGGAGCAGCAAACAUGAGAAGAAGAUAGCCAAGAACGUGAUGUCUCAGACCACACUUUGCCUGACUGAGAUGUUUCGUGAAGUUGAGAAGGAGCUUGUGCAAGCAAAAUAG
This is a messenger RNA of Asparagus officinalis (garden asparagus), 3573 nucleotides long. Its product is annotated as C2 and GRAM domain-containing protein At1g03370-like. The transcript is spliced from 9 exons. The coding region runs from base 535 to 3573 and encodes 1012 amino acids. The record is from RefSeq and is a predicted model, not a curated record. NCBI's taxonomy places the organism in Eukaryota, Viridiplantae, Streptophyta, Magnoliopsida, Asparagales, Asparagaceae.